Messenger RNA from Tupaia belangeri chinensis (Chinese tree shrew), 2265 nucleotides. RefSeq names its product rabaptin, RAB GTPase binding effector protein 2 (gene RABEP2). Gene Ontology annotation, molecular function: growth factor activity; GTPase activator activity. Lineage: Eukaryota; Metazoa; Chordata; Mammalia; Scandentia; Tupaiidae. Gene Ontology annotation, cellular component: intracellular membrane-bounded organelle. The record is from RefSeq and is a predicted model, not a curated record. Gene Ontology annotation, biological process: endocytosis.
CGCUGGUCCUGCAACCCCAGGAUGGGACACAGGUUGAGGCUGAGUCAGGUGAGCUCAGCCGGCUUCGUGCUGAGCUGGCCGGAGCCCUGGCAGAGAUGGAGACCAUGAAGGCCGUGGCGGAGGUGAGCGAGAGUACGAAGGCCGAGGCUGUGGCUGCAGUGCAGCGGCAGUGCCAAGAGGAGGUGGCCUCGCUGCAGGCCAUCCUGAAAGACUCCAUCAGCAGCUACGAGGCCCAGAUUGCAUCCCUGAAGCAGGAGCGGCAGCGGCAGCAGCAGGACUGCGAGGACAAGGAACGGGAGCUGGGCCGCCUGCAGCAGCUGCUGGCCCGGGCUCACCCCCUCGACUCCCUGGAGAAGCAGAUGGAAAAGGCCCACGAGGACUCAGAGAAACUGCGGGAGAUCGUGCUGCCCAUGGAGCAGGAGAUCGAGGAGCUGAAGGCGAAACUGCUGAGGGCAGAAGAGCUGAUUCAAGAGAUCCAGAGGCGUCCCCAGCACCCCCCUUCCUUGCAUGAUUCCACGGAGUUGCUGCCCUUGUCCCGGGACCCAUCUCCCCCACUGGAGCCCCUGGAAGAGCUGAGUGGAGAGGGGGGCACAGCUGCCGAGGCCUUCGCCCACAACUGCGACGACAGCGCCUCCAUUUCCUCCUUCUCCCUCGGCGGUGGGGCUGGCAGUAGUGCCUCCCUGCCCCGCAGCCGCCAGGGCCUGAGCCCCGAACAGGAAGAGACAGCCUCUCUGGUGUCCACGGGCACCCUGGUCCCCGAGGGCAUCUACCUACCCCCUCCUGGUUACCAACUCGUCUCAGACAGCCAGUGGGAGCAGCUGCAAAUGGAGGGUCGGCAGCUACAGAAGGACCUGGAGAGUGUCAGCCGUGAGCGGGACGAGCUGCAGGAGGGCCUGAGACGCAGCAACGAGGACUGCGCCAAGCAGAUGCAGGUGCUCCUGGCCCAGGUUCAGAACUCGGAGCAGCUGCUGCGGACCCUACAGGGAACUGUGAGCCAGGCCCAGGAACGGGUUCAGCUGCAGAUGGCAGAGCUGGCCACCUCCCACAAGUGCCUGCACCACGAGGUGAGGCGGCUGAACGAGGAGAACCAGGGGCUCCGGGCGGAGCAGCUGCCUCCACCAGCUCCCCAGGGCCUGAAGCAGGAGGAGGGCGAGGAGUCGCUGCCCAGCUCAGUGCCGGAGCUGCAGCAGCUGGUGCGACGCACACGGCAGGAGACCCGGGCCCGGCGACAGGCCCAGGAACACGAGGCAGAGCGCCUGCGGAUUGAGAUCGUGAAGCUGCGGGAGGCGCUGGAGGAGGAGACGGCAGCCCGUGCCAGCCUGGAGGGGCAGUUGAGGGUGCAGCGGGAGGAGACAGAGGUGCUGGAGGCCUCCCUGUGCAGCCUGAGGACAGAGAUGGAGCGCGUCCAGCAGGAGCAGAGCAAGGGCAGGUGGCAGGAAGCCCCGAGGCAACCCCCAGGCUCAGGCCAGAUGGAGGAGACCCAGCUCACAAACCUCCUCUCGGAGCAGAGGGCGAAGGUGCUGAGGCUGCAGGCUGAGCUAGAGACCAGCGAGCAGGUGCAGAGGGACUUUGUGCGGCUGUCCCAGGCCCUGCAGGUGCGCCUGGAACGGAUCCGCCAGGCGGAGACUCUGGAGCAAGUGCGCAGCAUCAUGGAUGAGGCACCCCUGAGGGACGUCAGGGACAUCCGGGACACCUGAGGGGCUGGGCAAGACCCUGCUGCCCUUUCCCACCCUUGGAAGACUGCCUUCCUCCAUUCUAACACUGUGAGGCCUGGGAAUUGGGGCCAUGAGGUGGGAGUCUCCACCCUCUCCAAGCCUGGGGUGGAGCUGACAGCCACCGCUGCCCUGCCCCUGCAGCGCCUCCUCCCAGGUGUGGCUGGCCCUUUUGCUCUCAGGGAUGACUCCUGGGGGAGGGUCCCAACCCCUUCCCAGAACCAAAGGUGCAGGCUCAGGCCUGCGGCUUUCUGCUGCACACCACCUCCCAGUGCCCUGGCACUCGCAGGCCAGCCCCCUAACGGUUGUGUCUGUUACAGCCCAUCCCCUUCCCCAAGGUCCCUUUGAGCCCGUGGAGGGUGCAGCUUCCAUUCUGUCAGUGCAGGCAGGUGCCUUGCACAUGUGCACAUGCCCUGGGACAGACAGCUGCUUUCUGGACUGCAUGACACUAAGAUGCUCAUCCAUAGGGGCUCAGUCCCGGCCCCAAGACGUGCACGAAGGCGAGGCCAGACUUUUCUGUCAUUUAUUUUCAAUAAAUAAGCAGCUCAGCUCA